AUGGCAUUUGUGCUUGUGGAGGACGUGUUGUACGUGCCAAGUGCGGGGUGCAACUUGUUCUCGCCAGGUCUGGCUUUGGAUCAAGGAUUCCAAUUAUCCUGGGAGCUCAACAAAAGAAUGUCCAGGAUGACAAAAGAUAAUAUGGAGGUCAUUUACACGACGCAUGAACGUCAACUAUGGACAUUUACUGCUCACAAUAUUGGGUGCAAUAUCUCGAAGAGCAACACGAUAAUUACUAAACAGCAAGUAUUUGCAAAUUUUGCAAUUACAGACGGUGUCAAGGACAUCGACGUGUGGUAUGAGCGACUAGGGCAUACCCUCUCUCGAGUACAUCCGACUAAUGGUUGA
Peronospora belbahrii is the source of this 348-nucleotide messenger RNA. NCBI's taxonomy places the organism in Eukaryota, Oomycota, Peronosporomycetes, Peronosporales, Peronosporaceae. The record is from the annotation of a GenBank genome assembly.